AUGGCAGACGUAGAUACAGAAGCAUCAUCCUCCACAACCACCACUAAAGGUGGAAGCAAAAAGAAGUUUGAAGUCAAGCGUUGGAAUGCUGUAGCUUUAUGGAUUUGGGACAUUGUUGUGGAUAACUGUGCUAUUUGUAGAAAUCAUAUUAUGGAUCUUUGCAUUGAAUGUCAAGCAAAUCAAGCUUCAAACACAAGUGAAGAAUGUACAGUUGCAUGGGGUAUUUGUAAUCAUGCUUUCCAUUUCCAUUGCAUUUCUCGUUGGUUAAAGACUAGACAAGUCUGUCCAUUAGGUAUAACCGGUGAUUGGACUAAAAAAAAAUUCAUUUAA
Molecule: messenger RNA, 330 nt
Organism: Heterostelium album PN500
Lineage: Eukaryota; Evosea; Eumycetozoa; Acytosteliales; Acytosteliaceae
Gene: rbx1
Product: E3 ubiquitin-protein ligase RBX1
Exons: 4
Coding region: 1-330 (109 amino acids)
Biological process (GO): ubiquitin-dependent protein catabolic process; protein ubiquitination
Cellular component (GO): nucleus; cullin-RING ubiquitin ligase complex
Molecular function (GO): cullin family protein binding; ubiquitin protein ligase activity; zinc ion binding
Source: RefSeq, a predicted model, not a curated record